This is a messenger RNA of Rhodofomes roseus, 977 nucleotides long. RefSeq lists its product as uncharacterized. Bases 121 to 693 code for a protein of 190 amino acids. The transcript is spliced from 4 exons. Lineage: Eukaryota; Fungi; Basidiomycota; Agaricomycetes; Polyporales; Fomitopsidaceae. The record is from RefSeq and is a predicted model, not a curated record.
CUGACCACGUUCUUGUGUCCCACACGCUCGUUAUGCCUCACCUUCGCUAUAACGACAACCCGACCGCAAGAUCUGCUCACGUAGGCCGUUCUCGAGAACAUUGGGGGCUCGACCCACCGUAUGCUUACCAUAGUGUGCAACCAGUGGCAUCUUCGUCAUUCACAUGUCUACGGGGCUACCACCGUGUCUAACGGUCGCUUGACUAUUCAUCCUACCAAUGACGACAAUUUCCAACGUCAGGUCAACUACCAGCCUUCCAAUCAUUACGCCCAGAACAAUCCCCCUCCUAGCCUUCUCAGCCGCGACCAAUUUGGAGCGAGCCCCUCCUUACACUCCGGCACCCCGAACUUGAAUCCUCCUCCUGGCGUGCACACGGUCCCCUGCUGCUGGGGCUCCUGCACCAUCUCUCUGGACGACAAGUCGCCGGGCGGUAUGAAGCGACACCUCCAUGAGUUCCACAACCAAGACAUGACGGGUGGUCCGCCCUACACAUGCAAGUGGGAUACCGAGAACGGAACUCCCUGCGGGAAGCCGUACGCGAGCGAGGUCACACUCACGAGGCACAUCGCCGCGGUUCAUCUUAAGUCGUCCGCUGAGAAGUGCCCGCAUUGCGGGAUGCCGAUGAGCCGCAAGGACGCGCUCAACAGGCACAUCCAAUCGUCGUGCCGCAAGGCCAAUGGCCCGCCGCUCUAGAUCGGAGGUCCUGCACCAAAUUCUGCACUCCUGCCGCCAGCGGGUCUGACGACCCAGGGCGUUGGACGCUCGAUGCCCGUAUGAACUUCUACUCGCCAAUAGAGUCACCCUUCAUGCGCACACUGACUUCUUUCCCCCGUAUAAGUACCUAGAGUGGCAUACGCCUGAUCCCAGUCACUACUCUGAUGUAUUUUUAACGAGUGCUUGACGACUAUUCGAACUUCAUCACAAUGAGCAGCUGUCGCUUCGCCACAUCGAAGAUGUCCUUAAGUUCACUGCACAGC